This is a messenger RNA of Cuculus canorus (common cuckoo), 4985 nucleotides long. It is a transcript of the gene NDST1, whose product is annotated as N-deacetylase and N-sulfotransferase 1. Gene Ontology annotation, molecular function: heparan sulfate N-sulfotransferase activity; deacetylase activity. The transcript is spliced from 14 exons. The record is from RefSeq and is a predicted model, not a curated record. Lineage: Eukaryota; Metazoa; Chordata; Aves; Cuculiformes; Cuculidae. The coding region runs from base 363 to 2996 and encodes 877 amino acids. Gene Ontology annotation, cellular component: Golgi apparatus.
GUCCACCAUGCCUACGUGCGUGCCGCGAGCCGCGCCGAGGCUGCCCACCACCCCCUCGCCCUGCUGAGGCCAUGGGGCUGCUGCUGCCACUGCCACCACCACGGGGAUUUCGGCUUGGCAAGGGGACCCUCGAUGCGUCUGCCAUGGUGACAUGAAGCGGACAGCGAGGGACGCCGGACUGCUGGAAGGGAGAGAGCCUGCACAGGCUGCCUGCUAGUGUUUUAAUUUAUUAGAAGUAUUCAGUUUUGUUUUACCUAUUUUUUUUUUACUAAGAAGUUGGUUGCUUCUUCCCCUCCCCGGGGCUUGCGAGGGGAGGGGGUGAGCAGGGGAGAGGGGCCCCACCUCGCCCCACGGAUGCAAGGAUGACUGUGCUGGCCAGGGCCCGGCGGGGUAUCCGGCAGCUCUCUCCGCAGGUGGUGUUGCUCCUUCUCUUCAUCUUCUGCCUGCUCAGUGUUUUCAUCUCUGCGUAUUAUUUAUAUGGGUGGAAAAGGGGCUUGGAGCCCUCCGGGGAUGUGGUGGGUCCGGACUGUGAUGAGCCCAAGGUCGCCCCUUCUCGUUUGCUGCCACUGAAAGCCCUCAAGGUGGCCGACUCCUCCCGCACGGACCCCUUGGUGCUGGUUUUUGUGGAGAGCCUCUACUCCCAGCUGGGCCAGGAGAUCGUGGCCAUUUUGGAGUCGAGCCGCUUCAAGUACAGGACAGAGAUUGCCCCGGGGAAGGGGGACAUGCCCACACUGACUGACAAAGACCGGGGACGUUUUGCCCUCAUCAUCUACGAGAACAUCCUCAAGUACGUCAACCUGGACGCCUGGAACCGGGAGCUGCUGGACAAAUACUGCGUGGAGUACGGUGUGGGCAUCAUCGGCUUCUUUAAGGCCAACGAGAACAGCCUGCUUAGUGCCCAGCUGAAGGGCUUCCCCCUCUUCCUGCACUCCAACCUGGCGCUGAAGGACUGCAGCAUCAACCCCAAAUCGCCCCUGCUGUACAUCACUCGCCCCAGCGAGGUGGAGAAGGGUGUGCUCCCUGGGGAGGACUGGACCGUCUUCCAGUCCAACCACUCAACCUACGAGCCGGUUCUCCUGGCCAAGACCAAGUCAGCUGAGUCCAUCCCGCACAUGAGUGUGGAUGCGGCGCUGCACACCACUGUGAUGCAGGACCUGGGCCUCCACGACGGCAUCCAGAGGGUGCUUUUUGGCAACAACCUCAACUUCUGGCUUCACAAGCUCAUCUUCGUGGACUCUGUCUCCUUCCUGACAGGAAAGAGGCUCUCCCUGCCCCUCGACCGCUACAUCCUGGUGGACAUCGAUGACAUCUUUGUGGGCAAGGAGGGCACCCGCAUGAAGGUGGAAGAUGUCAAGGCGCUGUUCAACACGCAGAAUGAGCUGCGCACCCACAUCCCGAACUUCACCUUCAACCUGGGAUACUCAGGGAAAUUCUUCCACACGGGUACCGAUGCUGAGGAUGAAGGCGAUGACCUGCUGCUGUCCUACGUGAGGGAGUUCUGGUGGUUUCCCCACAUGUGGAGCCACAUGCAGCCUCACCUGUUCCACAACCAGUCGGUUCUUGCCGAGCAGAUGACCUUAAACAAGAAAUUCGCUGUCGAGCAUGGCAUCCCCACUGACAUGGGGUACGCUGUGGCCCCCCACCACUCGGGUGUGUAUCCUGUCCAUGUGCAGUUGUACGAAGCUUGGAAGCAGGUUUGGUCAAUCAAAGUGACGAGCACGGAAGAGUACCCUCACCUGAAACCUGCUCGGUAUCGCCGUGGCUUCAUUCACAAUGGUAUCAUGGUACUGCCCCGUCAAACCUGUGGCCUCUUCACACACACCAUCUUCUACAACGAAUACCCCGGUGGCUCCAGUGAGCUGGACAAAAUCAUCAACGGGGGUGAACUGUUCCUGACUGUGCUCCUCAACCCUAUCAGCAUCUUCAUGACCCAUCUGUCCAAUUACGGCAACGACCGCCUGGGCUUGUACACCUUCAAGCACCUGGUCCGCUUCCUCAACUCCUGGACCAACUUGAAGCUGCAGACGUUGCCGCCUGUGCAGCUGGCACAGAAAUACUUCCAGAUCUUCUCUGAAGAGAAGGACCCGCUGUGGCAGGACCCAUGUGAAGAUAAACGGCACAAAGACAUUUGGUCCAAAGAAAAGACUUGUGACCGAUUCCCAAAGCUUCUCAUCAUUGGGCCUCAAAAAACAGGAACGACUGCCCUUUAUCUCUUCUUGGGGAUGCACCCAGACCUGAGCAGCAACUACCCCAGCUCAGAGACCUUUGAGGAGAUACAGUUCUUCAACGGACACAACUAUCACAAGGGCAUCGACUGGUACAUGGAGUUCUUCCCCAUCCCCUCCAACACCACCUCUGACUUCUACUUUGAGAAAAGUGCCAACUACUUUGACUCAGAAGUGGCUCCCCGGCGAGCCGCAGCCCUGCUCUCCAAGGCCAAAGUCAUCACCAUCCUCAUCAACCCUGCAGAUCGAGCCUACUCCUGGUAUCAGCACCAGCGAGCUCACAAUGACCCGGUGGCCCUGAAAUACACCUUCCAUGAGGUGAUCACAGCAGGACCCGAGGCUGCUCCGAAGCUCCGGACCCUACAGAACCGCUGCCUGGUGCCAGGCUGGUAUGCUACCCACAUCGAGCGCUGGCUGAACAGCUACCACGCUAACCAGAUCCUGGUCCUGGAUGGCAAACUGCUCCGAACGGAACCUGCCAAUGUGAUGGAGACAGUCCAGAAAUUCCUUGGUGUGACCAACUUCAUCGAUUACCACAAGACCCUGGCGUUUGAUCCAAAGAAAGGAUUCUGGUGUCAGCUUCUGGAUGGAGGGAAAACGAAAUGCUUGGGAAAGAGCAAAGGGAGGAAGUACCCUGAGAUGGAUUCGGAUUCACGUGCGUUCCUGCGGGACUAUUACAGGGACCAUAACAUAGAGCUCUCCAAGCUCCUGUACAAAAUGGGGCAGACACUGCCCACCUGGCUGCGGGAGGAGCUGCAGAGCACCAGGUAGCUGCCGCCCGCUGCCUGCCCAGCAAUUCCCGAGCGGGGCCAAGCCCUGCAUCCAGCGGGAUCUUCCUCAGCAAUACCCGGCCGUGGCCUUGGAAGGGACCCCAGGAGCAGACAGCUGUGCCAGACGCUGCCCAAGCAGUGGCCUGAUCGCAGUCCCUGUGCUGCCACCUCUCUGCCAACCUCGCAUUUCUCUUUGAUUUAGUUUUCCUUUUUAAUUUCUAGGCCUGUCAGUGAGGUCCUUUUCUGCCCUGUUCCAGUAUGGGGAAGCGGCACAAACUCCCCCUUUCUCUGCCCAAAGCAGGCCCUGACUCCCCUGGGCCUAGAAUCAUAGAACAUCCCGAGUUGGAAGGGGCUCACAAGGGUCAUCGAUUCCAACUUUUGUCCCAGCAUUUGGCCAACACGCUCAGAACUGUGGUGUCAAUGUAGGGAUUGUCCUGUGCAGGGCCAGGAGCUGGACUUGAUGAUCCUUGUGGGUCCCUUCCAACUCUGGACAUCCUCUAAUUCUAUGAUAAGAAUUGACACAUCUCCAUGCUUCAGAGGUACAGGUUCCUGAAAACAACCAGCAUUCAGCUGCGUAGGAUUUACUGUAUUUAAAUUAGGCAGUAGUGCCUCCUUGUUUUCAUUUACUUCAGUCUUACAAUGCUCUUCCGAGACCUGAGGAAAUCGGAUGCCAGUAUCACAUUCUAUUCUCCUUCCAAAUAAACAAGAUCUUGUAGUCAGUGGAAAAGUAAAUCCAUCAUAAGCUCCGAGGGCAGAGGAGAAACUCUGGGCACGCUGGAGGUGACUUUGCUGAGCUGGAGCAGAGGAACGAAGCUAGUGGACACCCAAAGCAUGGAAGGACUUGGACCCGCUCCUGCCAUUGGCCUCGUGGCAGGAAGCAGGAGAGCUCGCUGGAUUCCCCCACCAUCUACUUGAAAAAGCUGUGAACAAGGUGGAUUUUUCUUUCAAAGACUCCUGUCAUCUCUGUUGGUUUUCAAGCUCCUCAAUCUUGAGUUGGAUUUGAUGAUCCUUGUGGGUCCCUUCCAACUGAGGACAUUCUAUGAUUCUAUGAAGCUCUUCCUCCCCGUCUACGGGCAACGCAGUGGGACCAUGGCUGAGCAGAAGGAUCCGGUGUGCUGGUCCCAGCGUGCUGACCCCAGCCUGCUUCCAUCCCCACCAAACCCUCCCUUUGCAAUCUUGUACACACGUGGUGUUUCCUGUGGUAAAGCUGAGCAGCGUCCAGCGUCCCCCAGCGUGGAGGAGCACCGGCCCUUGGGGACUGGGUGGAUGUUGGGACAACAGCAGUCGGAAGGAUGCUGAGAACUUCGAACCUCUUGACUAUUAAAAAUGAAAGUAUUUUAAUAAUGUUGGGGUGCGGGAGGGGGUGGGGGGUUGUUUGGUUCCCAUUUUGCAGGGCGUUGUUUUUCUUCAGUGCGGGAAUUUGUACCUAAACCCUGAGGGUUUUAUGUGGUCUCUUUGGUGGUACAUGUGACAUGGACAAAAGUCGGUGGGGAAACUGAGGAAGGUUUCCCAGAUGGAGACGUGUCUUUAUACUGGUGGUGCUAUAUGGAGCUGCAGCCCCGACUCUGCCUCUCCUCCACCCCCGAGUUCCACUGCCUGGGCUCGCAAAUGAGACUGAGCCAUUGCAAGAUUACCGGGAUGAAGGCUCAGAUUUCCCUUUGGAUGGAGCUGCUCUGCAGGAUGCGGGAUGGCAACGGUUGCUGCUGGAGGUGAAGGCAGUACCUGGAAUGCUGCUCUUGCCUCCAGAGCAGAGCCAGGGCAGUGCAGGGGGAAUGUAGUAUUUCACCCUGGAUGAUGAAGCGGCACCGCUGGCAGUGGGAUUUCCCAACUGGUUAUUUUUGCAGGAGGCCCUGUAGCCAUGCCUGGAGCCAGGGGGGGCUGCACGUCCCCUUUGCCCCUCGGUGGGGUGGCAUGGGGAGAGGCUCCUGGGCACUGGUGUAAGGUCCUGUUGAACCAACUACUAAUAAAUUGGGGGGGGCUCUGGUUUUAC